AUGCCUGCGUGGACGCCUCAAGCUGAUGCAGAACUACUUCGGGCCAUUGUCCAAGUAAAACGCAUCCAGGUCUCAGCCACAGACUGGAACGCAAUUUCCACCGCGAUCACCACCAAAAUGGGCGGUGACUAUUCAGGGAACGCCUGUCGGCUGCACUUCGCAAAGAUCAUCAAGGAAGGGGACGACUUCACCGCUUCUCCCACCAAAAAGCGCAAGAACUCUGGUGAUGACGAGGAUCAAGCGCCUGCCCCGAAGUCUCCUGCUAAAAAGCAGAAGAAGAGUACCAACGCCAAAUCUUCUGCCAAGCCCCAAGUCAAGCCUGAAGUCAAGAAGGAAACAUGCAUCAAGGACGAAGAGGAAGAACUCCUGGACGACUUGGAAAGUCCCGAUGACUACUGA
Talaromyces proteolyticus is the source of this 399-nucleotide messenger RNA. RefSeq lists its product as uncharacterized. The transcript has 2 exons. The coding region runs from base 1 to 399 and encodes 132 amino acids. NCBI's taxonomy places the organism in Eukaryota, Fungi, Ascomycota, Eurotiomycetes, Eurotiales, Trichocomaceae. The record is from RefSeq and is a predicted model, not a curated record.